UUAUUUUUAAUGGAAGCACUAGGGAUUGAACCCAGGACCUUGUGUAUGCUGUGCAUGCUAAGCACACUCUACCAUUGAGCUAUAUCCUCCCCUCAAGGGAUCACCUUUUAUCUGUGAGAAUUUCUUUAGAGGGGUGUUUGCAUCAACCCUCCCACCCCUAACCAAACACACACCCCUUUCUGGACCUCAGCUGUAAAAAGGGAAAUCUCCAUACUAGCAGUUGAGGAGAAGAAGGUCACAGAAAAAGUUCUGAAAACUCCAGGAUAAAUAGGAGUCCUCCACCCACAGGAAGGACAGAUUACUAUCCCCUCCCUGGGUGGCUCCCCAAUCCAUUUUCCAAACAGCAAAUCUUUCAAAGUGCAAAUCUGAUCUUGUCAUCCCUCCUUAGAACCAUUUUAGUGUCAUCUAAAUGUAAUUCAAUUUCUUAUGAGGCUACAAGGUCCUACUGGGUCUAGCAUCCUGUGACUCCCAGGUGACUAGGCCCAAUCAGGCGGAACUGUAGUUCCCUCAGUUGCCUAGAUCUCUCUCUCCGGUAUUUUGGUUUUCACACAUCAUUCCCUGCCUUUGCCUGAAGACCUCACCCCGCCACCUCCUCGCUGACUGCUUCCAUACCCAGGCCUCAUGAGGCUAGAAUGUAGCCUCUAACAGGAAGCUUUCUCAGGCUGCCCAGGAAAGGUUAGGGGCCCCGGUAGCGCAGGUACCUGGUUUUUGUUCUAUUGCCCCGCAAUCGGGCUGUCAGAUUUGUGACGGCAGAGGCCGCAUACCUAUAGCCUGCGGUCUGUGUUGAGUUGGGACAUUUCCGGGCCGGGAUUCAGUGACCUCCUGAAGGUGUCUGCCAGCUGUCAUUCUAUCCUGGCUCGGAGCUGCUUCUGGCCUGGUGCAGGGUUGCUGACUGGGACUGGCUAUUUUGGGGGGUGCGGCCGGGUCCUUGGGAGGGUGAUGACUAUAGGAGUGCGUGUUUCUCUAAGGCAGAGGACACCCCCGGAGCGUGCCCCUCACAAACAUGGGCAGAGCCCUCCGGCCCGCCCCGGGACCUGCUCCUCACAAAGAUGGCGUCCCGCAGAUAGUUAUUGGUGUCGGUGGGCUCCCUGGGCGGCGCUGAUUGGUGAAGAGAGAGGGCGCGGCAGGGGCGGGGCGAUAUAGGGGGCGUGGCCUCGUCGGUCCGGGCCUAGGUUCGGCAGCCUGUGCCGUUACUAUGUCGCGGGCACGCUGCCAUCUGCGCGCCGCUCUCUUCCUGGCAGCGGUUUCUCCGCGUGGUGCAACCACUGGGGUCGCAGCGAGGCGAGGGUUGAGCGCGUGGCCCGCGCCACGGGAGCCCGGCAUGGAGUAUCAGACUGGUUGCCAGGAUGCCGUGCGCACACUCAACACCCUGCAGACCAAUGCCAACUACCUGGAGCAGGUGAAGCGACAGCGGGGUGAUCCCCAGACACAACUGGAAGCCAUGGAGCUGUACUUGGCACGGAGUGGGCUGCAGGUGGAGGACUUGGACCAACUGAACAUCAUCCACAUCACUGGGACUAAGGGGAAGGGUUCCACCUGUGCCUUCACUGAACGUAUUCUCCGAAACUACGGCCUGAAGACGGGAUUCUUUAGUUCUCCCCACCUGGUGCAGGUGCGUGAGCGGAUCCGCAUUAAUGGGCAGCCCAUAAGCCCUGAGCUCUUCACCAAGCACUUUUGGCACCUCUACAACCGGCUGGAGGAGACCAAGGGCGACAGCAGCUGUGUCUCCAUGCCUGGCUACUUCCGCUUCCUCACGCUCAUGGCCUUCCAUGUCUUCCUCCAAGAGAAGGUGGACCUGGCAGUGAUGGAAGUGGGCAUUGGUGGGGCUUACGACUGCACCAACAUCAUCAGGAAGCCCGUGGUAUGUGGGGUCUCCUCUCUUGGUAUCGACCACACUGGCCUUUUGGGGGAAACUAUGGAGAAGAUUGCAUGGCAGAAAGGGGGCAUCUUUAAGUGUGGUGUCCCCGCUUUCACCGUGCUCCAGCCUGAUGGCCCCCUGGCAGUGCUGAGGGACCGCGCUCAGCAGAUCUCCUGUCCCCUCUACCUGUGCCCCCCACUGGAAGCCCUGGAGGAAGGGGGGCCACCACUGACCCUGGGCCUGGAGGGAGAGCACCAGCAGUCCAAUGCUGCCUUGGCCUUGCAGCUGGCCCGCUGCUGGCUGCAGCGAAAGGACCACCAGGCAGGUAUUGGGGAACUGAAGGUGUCUAGGCCAAGCCUCCUGGGGCAGCUGCCCCUGGCACCUGUGUUCCAGCCCACGUCCCACAUGCAGCACGGGCUUCGGGACACGGAAUGGCUGGGCCGGACGCAGCUGCUGCGGCGCGGGCCCCUGACUUGGUACCUGGAUGGCGCGCACACCACCGGCAGCAUGCAGGCCUGCGUGCGCUGGUUCCGCCAGGCGCUGCACCGGCGAGAGAGGCCGGGCAGCGGGUCUGAGGUUCGUGUCUUGCUCUUCAACUCCACUGGGGACCGGGAUUCCGCCGCCCUGCUGAAGCUGCUGCAGCCCUGCCAGUUUGACUAUGCCGUUUUCUGCCCUAACCUGACAGAGAUGUCAUCCGUGGACAACGCAGACCAGCAGAACUUCACAGUGACACUGGACCAGGUGCUGCUCCGCUGCCUCACACAUCAGCAGCACUGGAGCCACCUGCGUGAGGAGCAGGCCAGCCCAGACCUCUGGAGCACCCCUUCCCCGGAACCUGGUGGGCCCACAUCCCUGCUGGUGGUGCCCCACCCACCCCACAGCACCAGCUCCCUCGUCUUCAGCUGCAUCUCCCACGCCUUACAGUGGAUCAGUCAAGGCCGGGACCCUGUCUUUCAGCUACCCAGUCCCCCAAGGGGCCUCCUCGCUCACCCUGUGGCCAGCAGUGGGGCCAUCAUCCUCCAAGAGGCUGCUGCCAUCCACGUGCUGGUCACAGGCAGCCUGCACCUGGUAGGCGGUGUCCUGAAGCUGCUGGAGCCCUCCCUGUCCCAGUAGCCAAGGCAGUGGGGUUGGAGGUGGGGUCCUCCCACACCUGCCCUGCGUCUCUUCAUGAGCCCCUAAAAUACGUGCCUUUUCUGCCUUACCGAGUCGAUCUAGACUGGUCCAGGGACUUGGGCUCUGGGCAGCAAAAUAGAGGUCUAGGGGCAGGAAGCUGAGAUCAGACAUCCUCUGUCUCCAAGCCUAGGGUGCCCUUAGCCUCUCCUUCCUAGUUAUUCCGCUGACAUCCAGACCAUCUCCCAUUCCACCCUGCCUGCUUCCUGCCUCAGUCCCAGCUGACUGUGUGAGCUGCCUUCCAGGCCUGGGGUCCUGGCUGCUGGUUGAUCGAUUUCCUCCUCCUGAUGUCCUUCUGGGAAAGGAAAGGAUCCCUGCCUGGGGUGCCCUAGGGGCAGAGAGUGGCUGGACUGAAUUAAAGCCUUUAACGUUUUUUAAAAAA
Vicugna pacos (alpaca) is the source of this 3410-nucleotide messenger RNA. The record is from RefSeq and is a predicted model, not a curated record. Lineage: Eukaryota; Metazoa; Chordata; Mammalia; Artiodactyla; Camelidae.